Messenger RNA from Naumovozyma dairenensis CBS 421, 1851 nucleotides. RefSeq names its product Avt1p (gene AVT1). Gene Ontology annotation, molecular function: amino acid transmembrane transporter activity. Gene Ontology annotation, cellular component: vacuolar membrane. Gene Ontology annotation, biological process: amino acid transmembrane transport. The transcript has a single exon. The record is from RefSeq and is a predicted model, not a curated record. Lineage: Eukaryota; Fungi; Ascomycota; Saccharomycetes; Saccharomycetales; Saccharomycetaceae. The coding region runs from base 1 to 1851 and encodes 616 amino acids.
AUGUCAUUUACAAAUGAGGAGACACCCUUGCGGUUGGGAAAUUCGAACGACAACCAACCUCGACUUAACAAUAACAACAGGUCACAAGUGCAUUAUAUAUCAAUCCCUUUGAACAAUAAUCCAGAAUUCAGUUCUAACGAUGGAUCGUCCCCAACCCAGGAAGCCACAUUUUCAACAAGAAGGAGAUCAAUUCUAGAUCAACCAAUUGGGUCUUUUAGAGGUGUCAACUCUCUUAAUAGAUUUGCAACUUCAUUAAGAAGAGCCAAUUCUUUUAGGAAUAUUGAAGUGAACCCGGAAAUUGAAAGAUCUUUUUUCAAAGAUGAUAAUGAUGAACUGUAUGAUCCUGAAACAUUGGCUCCUUCCCACGAUGGAAGAAGAAUGUCUGUAAGUUUAACUAACGCCAUACCGAAUAUUAACCUACGUCAAUCAAUUCCAAACAUCGAUACAGGAAGUGCUGUAUUCCAAGAUACAGAAGAUUAUGGAUCAAUAAGAAGUGGUAUUUCAGCAGAAAACCAAUCAUCAUUAUUACGUCCAUCAAUAUCGUUCGCUGAUUUAAUUAGUAACGCAAAUUUUGAUACCUCUAUUAUUAAUGACACUGAUUCAAUUACACUUAAAAGAGUAGAAGGUAAAGAUGGUAAAAUUGUGACGCUUAUCGCAGGUCAAUCCACUGGGCCACAAACGAUCUUCAAUUCUAUUAAUGUUUUGAUCGGAAUUGGAUUAUUGGCCUUACCAUUAGGUUUAAAGUAUGCUGGUUGGGUUAUUGGGCUAAUCCUUUUAAUGACUUUUGCAUUUGGAACUUUCUGUACUGCAGAAUUGCUAUCUAGAUGCCUAGAUACCGAUCCUACCUUAAUGUCCUAUGCUGAUUUAGGUUAUGCCGCAUUCGGUACUAAAGGACGUGCUUUAAUCUCAUGUUUAUUUACUACUGACCUGUUAGGGUGUGGUGUAUCAUUGAUUAUUUUAUUUGCUGAUUCUUUAAAUGCAUUAUUCCCAAAUUAUUCUGUCACAUUUUUUAAAUUCGUUGCAUUCUUUAUAGUGACACCCCCUGUAUUUUUACCACUAAGCAUUUUGUCAAAUAUUUCACUGUUUGGUAUCUUAUCUACCAUCGGAACUGUUUUCAUAAUCUUUUGUUGUGGAUUGUAUAAAUCUACUUCUCCAGGAUCCUUAUUAGAACCCAUGGAGACCCACAUGUGGCCAUCUGACUUUAAAAGUUUAUGCUUAUCCAUUGGGUUAUUAAGUGCAUGUUGGGGUGGCCAUGCUGUCUUUCCAAAUUUGAAAACAGAUAUGAGACAUCCUCAUAAAUUCAAAGAUUGUUUAAAGACAACGUACAAAAUUACAUCAGUUACCGAUAUAGGUACUGCUGUAAUUGGGUUUUUAAUGUUUGGUAGUUUAGUUAAAGAUGAAAUCACAAAAAAUGUACUAUUAUUACCUGGAUACCCAAAUUUCGUCUAUGGAUUGAUAUCGGGUUUGAUGACCGUCAUUCCAAUUGCAAAGACGCCAUUGAAUGCGAGACCAAUCAUUUCAGUUCUUGACGUUAUCUUUAAAGUACAAAAUGCAGAAAGUAAAUAUGAAGGUACUAAAUUAAGAUUCGCUAAAAUUACUCAAAGUUUAAAUUGUAUUUUCAUUAAUUUAACCUUUGUUAUUAUCGCAAUAAUCUUUCCUGCAUUCGACAGAAUUAUCGCAUUCUUAGGAGCAGGAUUAUGCUUUACAAUUUGCCUAAUUUUACCGUGUCUGUUUUACCUCCGAAUUUGUAAAUCUACGGUUAAACCAUGGGAAAAAAUUGCAUGCCAUAUUACCAUUUUCAUCAGUGCGAUUCUUUCAAUCCUGGGAGUCGGCGCUGCUAUUAUUUCUUAG